Camellia sinensis is the source of this 729-nucleotide messenger RNA. The record is from RefSeq and is a predicted model, not a curated record. NCBI's taxonomy places the organism in Eukaryota, Viridiplantae, Streptophyta, Magnoliopsida, Ericales, Theaceae.
UUAUGUUGGUUUACUUUAGGGUGUUUACACUCCACAAGGUCAAUCUCGACCUCCUUUUGCCAUGGGUAGUAAUUAUGUUGAGGGUGUUUACACUCCACAAGGUCAAUCUCGACCUCCUUUUGCCAUGGGUCGUAGUAAUUACGUUCAGGGUCAUGGUCGCGAAUCCCAAUCUCAACUUUCUUUUGCCAUGUGUCAUACUAAUUAUGCCGAGGGUGAUGGUCGUGCAACCUAUAUUUCUCAACCUCAAUCCCAAUCUCGACCUGAAUCCCAAUCUCAACCUUCAUUUGCCAUGGGUCGUACAAGUGUACAUCAUGUCAUGUAUCCUACAUAUGAUGGAAAUAACACGCCUCAGUCAAUGCCGCCUGAUUCAAUGCCUUUACUGUAUCCCACUCCGGCAUCGUUUCAGAAAUUGCUUCGAGAUAGUACUGCAGUCCAACUGUCACAAGCCUCACAUAGUCUUGCUGACAGUCGUGUGGAUGGGCAUCCCUGGAAGGCUUGCAUUGAACGAUGAUGUUAUUAUAUUUGUGGAUUUGGGUGUAUUUUUUUUUAUGUUCGGUGGGAUUUGGAUAUUUUUGAUGGACAAUUUUUUUUAUGUAUUUGUAAUGUUUUGUGGGAUUUGUAUAAUUUUUAUGGAUAUAUUUUUUAUGUAUUUGUAAUGUUUGGUGGGAUUUGAAUUUUUUUAUGGACAUUUUUUAUUACACCCAAGAAGGGGUGAGAGUUUAGUAUUAA